Molecule: messenger RNA, 2534 nt
Organism: Choloepus didactylus (southern two-toed sloth)
Lineage: Eukaryota; Metazoa; Chordata; Mammalia; Pilosa; Megalonychidae
Gene: ZNF593
Product: zinc finger protein 593
Exons: 3
Coding region: 69-455 (128 amino acids)
Molecular function (GO): nucleic acid binding; zinc ion binding
Source: RefSeq, a predicted model, not a curated record
UCCGGAAGCGCCAAGGCGUGCGCUAACCGAUUCGACUCCCGGUGCCUCUGGCCUGGCUGUGACCGCCCAUGGGUCGCUCACGCCGGACGGGCGCGCACCGGGCGCAUUCGCUGGCCCGCCAGAUGAAGUCAAAGCGGCGGCGGCCGGACCUGGAUGAGAUUCACCGCGAGCUGCGGCCCCAAGGUCCGGCACGGCCCCAGCCCGACCCGGACCUCCCAGGGGGCGGCCUGCAUCGCUGUCUGGCCUGCGCGAGGUAUUUCGUCGAUUCUGCCAACCUGAAGACCCACUUCCGAUCCAAAGACCACAAGAAAAGGCUGAAGCAGCUGAGCAUGGAGCCCUACAGUCAAGAAGAGGCAGAGAGGGCAGCGGGUAUGGGCUCCUAUGUUCCUCCUCGGCGGCUGGCAGUGCCCACAGAGGUGUCCACUGAUAUUCCUGAGAUGGAUGUGUCUCCAUGACAUGGCCUGAGGAUGCAGGGCAGGAGAACUGCCCAUGGACAGUGAUGCCUAGUCUUGGAGAGACUGUGCUGACUUCUUCUGGCCCUGGAUUUGAGGAGCGGAUGGGCUCUUCUGGGUGUCUGCACACAAUAAAGGAACUGAACAGAGAGGACUGGCUUCUGAUCUCCUGACUUCCAGGCCAGAGUCCCCUCCUUCCUUCAAACUCCUGCCCUAUACACGUUUCUCUACCACUGUGUGUAGGGCCCAGAGUGUCUAUUCUCUCCCUUCUACCUUUAGAACCUGCACCCCUGCCGCCUUUUAGGGGCUCUGACAUAUGAACUGAAGCCCCCUAAAAGAGCCCAGUUGCAGUGGGGAGAGGGAUUCUGAUCAGGUGUAUUCUAUCCUAAGGGCAGAGACUGACCCCAGGAAAGAAAGAAGCUCCCAAGAUUUCAUCCCUUCCCCUAGGCCACUUACUCCCAGGGCCCAGGUAACAGGCUGCCUACUUCAUUACGGGGCCUGUGGUGGCUGCCGCUGCUCCACCAUCUUCCAGACGCCAUAGCAGGAGCCACCCAGCCCGAGGACAGCCAGCAGUGUGGCCACAACCCCAGCCAGUGGGUUCCGGGGCUCUGCCUUCAGCUCACCAGCUACCUGCAUCUGGAGGUACACAGAAAAUACAGCUGGGGAGUUGGGUUGAGACUUUUGGGAAGGUGAGGGGAGGGAAGGGAUUGAGAAGGUAUAGCUGGAUGGAGACGCAGAUGCUGCCCUAGGGAGAUUCCACCCCAAUUCCUCUCGCUUCACUGCCCAUUUGGGCCCUGGCUGCUCAGGCGGCAGGGAACGUGCCAGCCGAAGCUGGUCGGGGUGUUAGCCUAGCUGUGGUUGGGGGAAGAUGGAGUCAGUAUUCCACCCCCCCACCUCACUGAGCCCCACCAAAGCCAGCUUUGUGGGCUUUCAUUGGUAUUAUUUCAUUGGUAUUGAUUAUCUCAUAAAAUGAAAAAAAGGAUAAAAAGAUUUGGAGUACUUACCUGUAGCACCCGGAAGUAGCCAGGGGUCAGACGUCGAAAUCUCAUGGUGAGGGGGGUUGCUUGUCCCCGGGGGACCUGUUGCGGUGAGCAAGGACGUGAGGAUCAGUGGCGUUCCUGGCGCCUAGGGGAGGAAAGCAGUGUAUGGAGGCCCCUGACCUGCCAUGCACACACCACACAUGCGCUCAGCGGAUGCUUGCCAGUGCCUGCCUGCCCAGGUCUGGCAGGGGGUGGGGCGGCUGGACCUUUAAAUCCAGUCCCUUCCCCCUGCCUGCCCAUCCUGCCAGCCUCAGGAGCAGCUGUCGGGAGAGAUCAGCAUCAGGCCUGAGCAGCACCUCCCCCACCCACUGGGGAGGCCAGGCCUGGUGGGCAGGAGAGGCCUUGGCAGCACCAGGAGUCCCAGGCUUGGACCAGAUACUGGGAUGGCCUUCCUUAGCUGUGACCCCAGCCCCUACCUCUACCUUAGAUGAUUGGUCGCCACCAAUCAGGUUUCAGCAAACAGAGGGUGUGCCUCAUGCAUCCUUGCAAACAGCAGUAUGCCUCUCCACUUGGUGGUUUCUGCUACAUUUUAACCACCCUUACUUUGGGGGAGUGCAUAUUUUACACUCUCCCAAGAUGGAGUUCCCAUAGAGACAUAUCCAUCUCUUCCCUAACCUUGGGAACAAUAAUACUUUAAUGGGUUAUGAAGAAUCAAAGAAAGAAUAUGUGUAAAGUGUGCAUACCUUUGGCCCAGGAAUUUUACUCCUAGGAAAUCUGCCUACAGCCAUACCUGUGUAGCUAAGCAAAGAUGUUUGUACAAGGGUGUUUUGUGUAGUAUUCUUUGUAGUAGUGAACAUGUGGAAAUGGCCUCAGUGCCUAACACUAGACAAACUACUAAAUAGUUUAUGCCUCAUUCAUUUUCUGAAUACCAUGCAACCAAAAGAAAAAAGAUUUGCAUAUACUGAUUUAGACAGCUGUCAGAUGUUUAAAAGGAGUAGCUGAUGGAGCUGGGCACUGUUCUAAGUGCUUUACGUGUAUUAUUUCAUUGGUAUUGAUUAUCUGAUAAAAUAAAAAAAGGAGAAAAAAAAAAACACAAUUUGCA